AAUGAUGAACAUGAGGUCAGACAGAUUGAAACAGCAUCCAGGAAACCAGCCAGACCAGAAACAACCAUCAGACAAGAAGACAUCUUUAAAGCCUCACCUGGAAGAGAUGAACCAAUCAGAACAGUGAUGACAAAGGGAGUAGCUGGCAUUGGGAAAACAGUCUUAACACAGAAGUUCACUCUGGACUGGGCUGAAGACAAAGCCAACCAGGACAUACAGUUCACAUUUCCAUUCACUUUCAGAGAGCUGAAUGUGCUGAAAGAGAAAAAGUACAGCUUGGUGGAACUUGUUCAUCACUUCUUUCCUGAAACCAAAGAAGCAGGAAUCUGCAGCUUUGAAGAGUUCCAGGUUGUGUUCAUCUUUGACGGUCUGGAUGAGUGUCGACUUCCUCUGGACUUCCACAACAAUGAGGUCCUGACUGAUGUUACAGAGUCCACCUCAGUGGAUGUGCUGCUGACAAACCUCAUCAGGGGGAAACUGCUUCUCUCUGCUCGCCUCUGGAUAACCACACGACCUGCAGCAGCCAAUCAGAUCCCUCCUGAGUGUGUUGACAUGGUGACAGAGGUCAGAGGGUUCACUGACCCACAGAAGGAGGAGUACUUCAGGAAGAGGUUCAGAGAUGAGGAGCAGGCCAGCAGAAUCAUCUCCCACAUCAAGACAUCACGAAGCCUCCACAUCAUGUGCCACAUCCCAGUCUUCUGCUGGAUCACUGCUACAGUUCUGGAGGAGGUGUUGAAGACCAGAGAGGGAGGAGAGCUGCCCAAGACCCUGACUGAGAUGUACAUCCACUUCCUGGUGGUUCAGUCCAAACUGAAGAACGUCAAGUAUGAUGGAGGAGCUGAGACAGAUCCACACUGGAGUCCAGAGAGCAGGAAGAUGAUUGAGUCUCUGGGAAAACUGGCUUUUGAGCAGCUGCAGAAAGGAAACCUGAUCUUCUAUGAAUCCGACCUGACAGAGUGUGGCAUCGAUAUCAGAGCAGCCUCAGUGUACUCAGGAGUGUUCACACAGAUCUUUAAAGAGGAGAGAGGGCUGUACCAGGACAAGGUGUUCUGCUUCGUCCAUCUGAGCGUUCAGGAGUUUCUGGCUGCUCUUCAUGUCCAUCUGACCUUCAUCAACUCUGGUGUCAAUCUGCUGGCAGAAGAACAAUCAACCUCCCGGCUGUCUAAAGUCUUCAGAGACAAACUUAAACUAACACAUCUCUACCAGAGUGCUGUGGACAAGGCCUUACAGAGUCCAAAUGGACACCUGGACUUGUUCCUCCGCUUCCUCCUGGGUCUCUCACUGCAGACCAAUCAGACUCUCCUACGAGGUCUGCUGACACAGACAGGAAGUAGCUCACAGACCAAUCAGAAAACAGUUGAGUACAUCAAGAAGAAGAUCAGUGAGAAUCUGUCUCCAGAGAGAAGCAUCAAUCUGUUCCACUGUCUGAAUGAACUGAAUGAUCGUUCUCUAGUGGAGGAGAUCCAACAGUACCUGAGUUCAGGAAGUCUCUCCACAGAUAAACUCUCUCCUGCUCAGUGGUCAGCUCUGGUCUUCAUCUUACUGUCAUCAGAAAAAGAUCUGGACGUGUUUGACCUGAAGAAAUACUCUGCUUCAGAGGAGGCUCUUCUGAGGCUGCUGCCAGUGGUCAAAGCCUCCAACAAAGCUCUGUUGAGUGGCUGUAACCUCUCAGAGAGAAGCUGUGAAGCUCUGUCCUCAGUUCUCAGCUCCCAGUCCUCUAGUCUGAGAGAGCUGGACCUGAGUAACAACAACCUGCAGGAUUCAGGAGUGAAGCUGCUGUCUGCUGGACUCCAGAGUCCACACUGUACACUGGAAACUCUCAGGCUGUCAGGCUGUCUGAUCACAGAGGAAGGCUGUGCUUCUCUGGCCUCAGCUCUGAGCUCCAACCCCUCCCAUCUGAGAGAGCUGGACCUGAGCUACAAUCAUCCAGGAGAGUCAGGGGUGAAGCUGCUGUCUGCUGGAUUGGAGGAGCCACACUGGAGACUGGACACUCUCAGGUUUGGACAGACAGCAAGAGCUCACACACUGCAGGUGUUAUUUUCUAUCAGUCUACUGGAGUCCAUCAUCAUGAAGGACUUCUUAUUCCUCCUCAUUCUGUUCAGAGCA
Micropterus dolomieu (smallmouth bass) is the source of this 2106-nucleotide messenger RNA. RefSeq names its product NLR family CARD domain-containing protein 3-like. Lineage: Eukaryota; Metazoa; Chordata; Actinopteri; Centrarchiformes; Centrarchidae. Gene Ontology annotation, molecular function: protein binding. The transcript has 3 exons. The annotation marks the transcript as partial. The record is from RefSeq and is a predicted model, not a curated record.